Molecule: messenger RNA, 1919 nt
Organism: Condylostylus longicornis
Lineage: Eukaryota; Metazoa; Arthropoda; Insecta; Diptera; Dolichopodidae
Product: 2',5'-phosphodiesterase 12
Exons: 6
Coding region: 85-1818 (577 amino acids)
Biological process (GO): nuclear-transcribed mRNA catabolic process, deadenylation-dependent decay
Cellular component (GO): mitochondrion
Molecular function (GO): 3'-5'-RNA exonuclease activity
Source: RefSeq, a predicted model, not a curated record
UUAAGUUUUAUAAAAGUUUUCACUCUAAAAAAAAUCCAAAUUAAAAUACAAAAACGUUUUCAUACAAUAAGUUAUACAUAUCCAAUGAAUAAAGUUUAUUUUCGACACAAUGCAGAAGAUAAUCAACUGCAAAUCAAUUUUAGAUAUAAAAAUUCUAACUUAAAUGUAGAUCGAGACUUCAAUUUUUGUAGAAACGCAAAUGAAAAUGUUAUUGUUUGUUUAGAUCGUAUUAAAAAUAAUAUUGAAAAAGAGUUCACCAAAAAAUCUAAAAAGAAAAAGCAAAAAAAAUCUGAAGCUGCUGUCGGCAACAAUCAGGAUAAAGAUAUCAUAGUCCCUGAGAUUCUAGUUCAACUUUUACAAAAUGACGAGCCUGUAAAAAAUGACGAAACAUUUGCUUCGAUAUUAAAUCUUUCGGAAGGGAAUGGGCUUGUGCUUCGUAUUUUAAAUGAUUAUUUCCAAAUUCAAUAUAAUAAGCCAUGGGUUUUGACGGUUACUUUACCUUCAGUUAUUCUAGCUGGAUACUACCUAUAUCCUAAUAAACUUGAAAUGCAAUACGCUACCAAAGAGGACUCAAUUGGAAUCUGGUAUAAAGGGAUUAUGCCAAAGUCAAAAAAUAUAAUGAAUAUAGUUUGGGAAAAAGUAGGUGAAGGGUUAUUCUAUUGCACAAAAAAUGAAGACAUCGGACAUUUAAUAAGAUUUGAAUUAAAGCCAAGUAACGGAAAGGAAUUUGGACCAACAAGUGAAGUUAUUUCAAAAACCGAAGUUCAAGCGGGUCCUGGAUUUUGUCCUUUUGAAAACCGCCAUUUAUUUACACAAUCGCGAUUAAAAGAUGACAGGUUCAGAGUAGUUUCAUAUAAUUUGUUAGCCGAUUACUAUGCCGACAGUGAUUAUUCAAGAAAAGAAUUAUUUCCUUAUUGCCCGCCAUACGCUUUAAAUAUAGAAUAUAGGAAACAGUUAUUUAUUAAAGAAAUUACUGGAUACAAUGCUGAUAUAAUAUGUUUACAAGAAUUAGAUUCCAAAGUUUUUGAAUUGGAUUUGGUACCGAUUUUGCAGCAAAAAAUGUAUGAAGGAAUUCUUCAGAAAAAAGGAUCCACCGCUGAGGGAAUCUGUAUAUUCUACCAAACCGUAAGAUUUGAUUUGAUUCGAUCCAUGAGUAUUAAUAUUGGAGAAAACAUUGCAAAUUUGAACAUCUUUUCUAAUCUGCAUUCCAAAAUUGCUGCAAACAAACCUUUAAUGGAACGAGUAACUGAUAGAGCAACUACAUUACAAGUAGUAAUUUUGAGGUCCAGAGAUACGGGGCAUUUUUUAAUUGUGGCAAAUACUCAUUUAUAUUUUCAUCCUGACGCUGAUCACAUUAGGCUAUUGCAAAUUGGGUUUUCCAUGAUUUAUGUUAAAAAUGUUUAUGAAGAAUUAUUGAAAGAAUACAAGUUAUCCUUAGAACAACUAUCAAUAAUAUUUUGUGGUGAUUUUAAUAGCGUUCCAGAAUGUGGUAUCUAUAAACUUAUGACCGAAAAGCACGUUGGAGAAGAUUUUAUUGAUUGGUCAAGUAAGAAAGAAGAAGCAGUGAAAAAUGUUUCCUUGGAACAACCAUUUGAUUUUGGUUCAGCUUGCGGAUGUCCGACAUACACAAAUUAUACCCAUUUGUUCUCUGGCUGUUUGGAUUAUAUAUUUUAUCAAAAAAAUAAUUUGGAGGUAGAACAGGUUAUUCCUCUGCCAACUGAUGAGGAAAUUAAAGCUCACAUAGCUAUUCCUUCUGUUGUUUUUCCAUCAGAUCACAUAGCUUUAGUUGCUGACUUAAAGUUUAAAUCAACAAUUUGAUUAUUCAGUACAAUUAGGUGGUAAACGAUACAACAAAACAUUAAAAGGAUACAAAUUUUCUAAGUUUUCAUAUUCUGGCUUCCGCUCUACACGAACGCGGC